UUUAGCAUUAGCCGCGAACCCUUAAUUUUUUCUCGUCAGUGUUGUUAUAUAAAAUACCGCAAAUGAAAGUGUUUCUUGUGACGAUAAAAUAAAAUGAGCACAGAGCAGAAUGUUGAGCGUGAAAGUAAUGUGUCAACCCUGGAGGUAAACGAUCGAAAGGAAGAAGCUUUUAAAAGAACUCCAUUCUCAAAGUUUAAGAGAGUAAAUUCCCGCUUCAAAUCACCUCUUCAAGUUGCUGAAAGGCCCACAGUGAGUCCAGAAGAGGAGGUGGCAGAGCUACAGAGGAAGAAAGAGCAGCUGGAAUCAGAAAUAGCACGGCUGGAAAAAGAGGGAUAUAGAGUUGAAGAGUUGGAUCAACAUAUUGAUAAGCUGCAUGAAUACAAUGACAUCAAAGACAUUGGACAGUCGCUUUUGGGCCGAAUAGCUGCUCUGAGAGGGACCACCACCCGAGAUCUCUACACACACUUUGGUCUUGAACUGGAAGACUGAAAAAGGGAAUCACGCUUAUAAAUGCUUUAUUAAACUAGUUAAACAAUAUUAAAGUUACAAGGUGAAGUGACUUGGAUUUUAUUUUCAUUGUUUUUUGCGGUUUUAUUUUAUGCAUUGGGGGCAGGGGGAUCAGUUGAGUUCAACAGGUUUACAAUAAGGAAUCUAAAUGAUGACAUGGAUAAGAACAACAUAAGCAGAUAUCAGUAUGCAUGUUAUUUGAAAUAUGUUUGUUAUUCAGCUGUUAAGCUCAUGGCAAGUUACUGCAUAGUAAUUAAGAAGUUGUUUUUUUCCCCCUGGCAUGUGUAAGGUGUUAGGGAAUGUAAACAUGUCGUGCUGUCACUGUCCUCUCUUGUUUGAAAUUACACAAAGUGUUAUGAAACAUAACAGCCUCAGUAUCACCUUUGUUGAUGUUAAUUAAUUGAAGAUUUUGCUGUAAUUUUCAGACUAUAAUUUAUUAUAAUAAAACACACAAAGCAUUGAACGUUUCAU
Molecule: messenger RNA, 978 nt
Organism: Cyprinodon variegatus (sheepshead minnow)
Lineage: Eukaryota; Metazoa; Chordata; Actinopteri; Cyprinodontiformes; Cyprinodontidae
Gene: swi5
Product: SWI5 homologous recombination repair protein
Exons: 5
Coding region: 94-489 (131 amino acids)
Biological process (GO): double-strand break repair via homologous recombination
Cellular component (GO): Swi5-Sfr1 complex; Swi5-Swi2 complex
Source: RefSeq, a predicted model, not a curated record